CCCGUACCGAGCCCUGUCUGCUGACGGACAACAAGUAGCUCACAACGAAAAAUCUACAACGCUCUGUUCUGUUCACGACUCUCCUUGUCGACGCUUUUCACCUUAGCUCGACGCUCGUAAACUUAAUCGAUAGCAAUGCGGUGGCGCAGAGCAGGGACCAUCUUGACAUCGGACCAAACGCGGCCUUGAACGAAUUCAUUGCUAAGCAGGCGAUGACGCCCGCAAACGAAGCGUUUCAAUCCCAUCUCGAGUCCGUUCUUCUUCUGCAACCUUCAGAAAGCGACAGGCACGCCCGCCCGCCAUGCCGUUGCCGCGAGAGUUUGGAGCUGCGCCGCAGGAUCCCAGCGACGGCAACAACAGCAACAAGAAUGAAGAGAAGGACCUGCCAAAGGGCGUAGUGCUAGGUCCGGAUGGCAAGCCGUGUCGAACGUGCACGUCGGGAGCGGCGUGGAAAGCCAUGCUCAAGAAGACAUCCGGCGCAUCGGCGGCCGCGCAAACGUCCAAGGCGGCCGCGCCAGCAGACUCGUCGUCCGAAUGUCCUGCAGACGUGGAACAGCUCGGCCGCUCCUCGUGGACGCUGCUGCACACAAUGGCGGCCACGUACCCGGAACGCCCGAACGCCGAGCAGCAGCGCGACGCCGUCUCGUUCGUAAGCUCCCUGUCGAGGCUGUACCCGUGCCACUGGUGCGCCUCCGACUUUCAGCGGUGGAUGAAGGAGGCGAAGAACGCGCCGAGGGUCAGCUCGAGAGAGGAGUUCUCCCAAUGGCUUUGCGAGGCGCACAACGAGGUCAACCGGAAGUUGGGCAAGCCCGAGUUCGACUGCGCCAAGGUCGACGAGCGGUGGCGGACGGGGUGGAAGGACGGCAGAUGCGACUGACGACUCCGGAUCCGCCGGGCAACGUUUAUUUUUCCAAGCAUUCUUGUACAAAUACCGUAGACGCAAGACCACUCCGCGAUAAUCCAUGUAGACAUCCAAUAGAGACCCCUUUCGCAGCUCACGUCGAAAGCUCAACCGUGUGCCAUACUAACCUGUCUGCCGUCGCGUCGCUCUGCUCGGUACGUCGGUUACCGGUUACGACACUACAGAUGCCUUCUUCCUGUAACGUCUGUCAUCCACAGCAGGGAGCGAUCAAGCUGAGAAACUACUCGAAGGCCCAGAUCAGAUCAGGGCCAAGACCAAGGACGAACAAGAGCUGCGGGUGUUUGCUUCGCGUAGCCUUUACAGUCGAAUACAAUAAAAAAAAAGCCCUUGCAAACAGUGUGGUCCUUUG
Molecule: messenger RNA, 1271 nt
Organism: Verruconis gallopava
Lineage: Eukaryota; Fungi; Ascomycota; Dothideomycetes; Venturiales; Sympoventuriaceae
Exons: 2
Coding region: 302-877 (191 amino acids)
Cellular component (GO): mitochondrion
Molecular function (GO): flavin adenine dinucleotide binding; flavin-dependent sulfhydryl oxidase activity
Source: RefSeq, a predicted model, not a curated record